GGCCCUGUGCUUCCCUCUGUGGUCUUCUGCUCUUUCUCCCUCUCUGGCCACACGCAGCUGCUGCACAAGGGUGAAGGUAAGGAUCCAAAGCGCUCCUUUUUCCUUAGUGCUAUUCGCUGAGACGGUGUACUUGGUAGCAGAGGGGCAUAAGGAUUUCCAAGCAGAUAAAAAAGGAGGCUGGCAACACUGAGCCCCUUGGAGGGGGGACCGCAGAAGCAGCAAGCAAAGAUUUACAGCCGAGCACUAAGGACUGUUUCGGGAGGUGCUUAUGAGAAAACAGGAACAUGUGAGAGGCAGGAGCGGACUGGCACAUGGGAUGCUCGCCUUGCGCAAGUGCUAAUGCUCCAGGGACGUCAUUAAGAGGGCAACAUCAACCCAACAGCAAGAUGGAGGCCUCUAAAGAAAAGAUUGUCUUGAAUGUCGGAGGCCGCAGAUAUGAAACUUACUCCAGCACCCUCAAAACCUUCCCAGGGACCAAGCUGUGCCAGCUGACAGAGCCCCAGGCCCAGGCUGUAUCUGACUAUGACCCUAACGCCAAUGAGUUUUUCUUUGAUAGAAGCGCAAAACUGUUUGGCGAUGUGCUCAAUUACUACAGGACCAGACACCUCCACUGUCCUGCAGGUGUCUGUAGGGCCCUCUGGGAGGAGGAGCUGGCCUUCUGGGGAAUCCCUGAGGCACAGCUGGCCCCCUGCUGCUGGGUGAAGCUGAGCCACACAGAAGGCCUGCAGGAGGACUUGGACCUCAGGGGCAACAACGACGAUACCAAUGAAGACAGCCUGACUCUCCUGGGCCAGGGAGAAAGGAGGGAUUACCACUGGUGGGCUCGGUGGCAGCCCAAAAUGUGGGCUCUCUUUGAAAAGCCCUAUUCCUCUGCAGGGGCCAUGUGCUUGAUGGUAGUUUCCCUCCUGUUCAAUCUUGGCAUCCUCAUCCUCUUUUUUAUGGAACCAACAACAUACAUUGAAUUUGACCAUUAUAACACCACCAGAGAUUACAACAUCUUCCACGUUGCUCUGAAGCCCUCUCUCCAAAAGGCUAUCAGCUUGCUAUAUGUAGAGCUUUUCUGCAUCCUCUGGUUCACAUUUGAGUUUUUUAUGCGACUCACAUUCUGCCCAGAUAAAAAGAAAUUCCUCACAAACCUUCUGAAUGUGACCGAUUUCCUUUCCCUGUUCCCGGUUUAUACUGAGCUCUUCUUAACCACCCAUAUCAGUGAAAUGCUGGACAUCUUAUCCUGGCUGGGUUUCUUCCGUGUGCUCUACAUAGUCAAACUCUUGAAGAUCUUCAAACUCCUGGAGACCCCCCUGAUGUUGAGAGUGCUGCCCUUCACAUUCCGGUCCAUCUUGAAAGAGGUCUUCAUCCUCAUGAUGAUUUUUACCUUUGAGAUCCUUUUCUUCGGUGCCCUCUGUUAUCAUGCGGAACUCCAUAGACCAGAGACAUUCUUUGAUGGAAUGAUCUCUUCCUUUUAUUGGGCAGCGAUUACGCUGACCACUGUUGGCUAUGGAGAUACGUAUGCCAUCUCUCCAUUUGGCAGAGUAAUUGCAUGCUGUGCAGCAAUUUGUGGCAUGUUGACCAUCAUCUUUCCCCUCCCGAUCUUUUUGAUCAAGUUCCAGGGUUAUUAUGCCACUGCUGUAAUGAAGGAGAAGAUGAAAAGCAACAAGAGGAGCCAUUAAGAGAGCAGCAAAGCAACAUGUUUCCUGCUUUUUAUAGGACGAGGAAACCCCUUCUGAAGUGCUUAUGCUACCACAGCACAGAAGCUUUAGCUUAGCUGAUGCAAGUUGUAUUGUACCACCUUAAGAGGUAGUGCCGCUGCACCUUUUUCUCCUAACAACAGAUGAACAUCAUGAAAGUGAAGCAGAAACGGAGAGACGGGGCAUUCCGGGGCCUCUUGGAGUGGGAGUCACUAGGCAAACCGAAGGAGUUGUGUCCGUCAGAACCAGCGUUUCUUGGGCAAAAGGACUAUUAAUGUUGGGCAAAAGGUGAUAAGGUUAUAUUCCCCUUUAUCAGCACGUGCAGUUUUGCUUUAACUAGCUAGGUUUAUUACUUUGGAGAGCAAGACAUACUUUCCCAGGCCAAUGUAAGCAGGUUGGUUGUAUCUUCCAUGGCUGAAGAAGACCCACAGCAAAAACCUGUCAUCUCUCAGCUCUCCGAAGCUGUCUCUGGCCCCCUGCCAGCAGAUGCAGCCUGGAAGCCGAGGAGCAGAGCUUUGGCUGACUCCGUACUGGAAAGCCGGCGGGGGGAGACUUGGCUCUCUACUGCAAGAGCCUUGAAGGAAUACGGAUACAAUGGCAGAAGAUUAUUUAUGAGGGAGGGGGGUAAGCUGCAUACUUCUAGGAGCUACUUAAUUUUUUUCUAAAGCUUUGGAAAUUGUAGCUUUGUGAGUGGGACCAGUCAGAAAAUGGCAGCGUAUACAAAAAUAAUAGCUGUCAGAGCUAGAUGAUUUUAAAGGAUUGUUAGGAAUUCAUAUGAUUGUUACACUGAAGCAACAAAAAAAAAUACGGCCAGAUUGCAGCUCAUAGCUUUAUCCACGAACAACACUGUAAUGGGGGUCUAGCAUUUCACGAUGUGCUGCGUUAGGGUUUCUUAUUGUGUGCUCUGCGGACAUGGGUGGAACUGACAGCACAUUUUGGAGACGUGCAUGUAAAAAUCCUCACAUCCAUUGUUUUGCACCAAAGCAGCGGUAGGGAUCAUUGCAUCUGCGAUUCUUAGUAUGUGGUCUGUGGACAUUGAGUUGAUCUGUGGCUUGAUGGAGGAUGGAGAGACAUUCUGUAAAAAGACAGGAUCCAUGAAGAUCUGUGCAGAUACAACUUUUUCUAUUUAAAAAAUUGCAAAAGGUUGAGUGUGGGGAAUACUUAAUGCCCCUUCCCUAAGAGUAAAGGUUCUCCUGUCAUGGCCUCCUUUCCAAGACCGAUAAAGAGGAGAAAAGCUGCUUGGGUCACUUUAAAGGGAAGGAUAAAAAAGUGGCCACAGCAGCAACCUGGACUUGCCUGGUGAAUGGGUGGCUGGGCACUCACGUCCUGCCCAUCCCUGUUUUAUGAUACAGGCUGGUCUUAUCCUAGUCAAAGCAUUUUCUGCUUAAACAUGCCAUUUUGCACCUUAAUACUGAAUGUACGUAACAGAAUAUAAAUUCUGUAAUUUAACAUUCCUGUUAUUGACAAGUGAUAGAGUCAGCCAGUUAGCCUUUAUUAUAGCACUCACAAGCCAUACUGAAGCAGAAAACACACUGUUAUUGUACUGAUUUCCUAAAAUGAUACCUCUAUAGGCAUCAUCAUCAACUUUGUACGUCUAACAAUUUAAGGGUUAGAAUCUGAGUAAAUUAUACACAGGACAUUAUCUCAGCCUGUAUUUUCAGGCAAUGGAAACUUGGGUACAUAGACAGUCAUUCUUUGGUCAACUCCCACCAAUAAAAUUUUGAGUCUUCUGCUCAGAAAAUAGUUUUAUAUCAGCCAACACAGGUUCCAGUAAAUUCAGGCAUGCUUGGACAUAAAAUCUGCAGUGAAAUAACACGCGAGCCAGUAAUUGAAUCAAGUCAUCAGAAUGGGGGGGGGGGGGGGGAAUCUACAAAUUGAUGGAAUGUUAUUUAUGUUGCUGCCAUCAAUGCAGAGGGUGGCAUGUUAACAGAGCAAUCCCAAGCAAGGUUACACCAGUCUAAGCCCACGGAAAGAGCCCAUUGAAAGAGCAAGGAUUGCACUGUAAAUCUAGCUAGUGUAAAAGCACGGCAGUAUCUUGGAACAGUUAAUAUUGAUCAGGGCUUUUUUUCUGGGAAAAGAGGUGGCGGAACUC
Molecule: messenger RNA, 3777 nt
Organism: Eublepharis macularius
Lineage: Eukaryota; Metazoa; Chordata; Lepidosauria; Squamata; Eublepharidae
Product: potassium voltage-gated channel subfamily C member 1-like
Exons: 3
Coding region: 312-1667 (451 amino acids)
Biological process (GO): potassium ion transmembrane transport; protein homooligomerization
Cellular component (GO): voltage-gated potassium channel complex; dendrite membrane; neuronal cell body membrane
Molecular function (GO): protein binding; delayed rectifier potassium channel activity
Source: RefSeq, a predicted model, not a curated record